AUGGCUAUUGUUGAACAAUUUGUUCUGCUUAGCUUCGGCUUAGCUACCAUUGCGGUUCGAGUCGGCGUACGAUGGCACCAAGUCGGGGUCUUGAACUGGAAGCUCGAUGACUACCUAAUGCCUUUGACGGGGAUCGUUUUUACUCUCGAAGUGGUUGCCGCAUAUUUAGUGGGCGCCGAGUUCCAAGGACUGACCAAUAGCUAUAUGACGGAUGCAGAACGAGCGUUACUGGACCCUGUCUCGCGAGAGUAUUUCAACCGCGUAUGGGGUUCGAAGAUCCAGGUCAUCGGAUGGUCUCUCUACGUCUUCAUCCUAUGGGCGCUGAAGUUUUGCGUCACGGCGUUCUACUCACGACUGACAUCCGGCUUGACUCAUCUCAGGACCCGUGUGCGAAUUGCAUAUGUUCUCCUCAUCAUCACUUAUCUGACAGUAGCGCUCACGCUGCUGCUCUCAUGCCAGCCGAUGCACAAUUUCUGGCAGGUCAAUCCUGACCCGGGUACGCUUUGUCGACCGACGAAUUCCCCAGCAUACGUCUUGGUGGUCGUGAUUCCCAACGUCUUGACCGACAUAUACUUGCUGUCCAUUCCGCUGCCGCUUGUUUGGGGUGUAAACAUUAGCCUUCGUCGACGACUUACCCUUAUGUUCCUCUUCAGCGGCGCCGUAUUCGUCGUCAUGGCUGCUACGAUUAGAGCCGUGGUCAUCAGCACGUCCGGGCCCGAAGGAGCAGUCUCAGGCAGCUCCUGGGCUUGCCGGGAGACUUUCGUCGCCAUCGUCGUAACGAAUCUGCCCAUUAUCCAGCCCCUGAUUCGAAAAGCCGCCAACAAAACUGGACUCAGCACGCUCUUCACCAGAUCCUCGCCCACUGCAGCAGAGAGCUACCAGCUCGACAGCAACCCCGCGGGCACCAAUGGCUGUGGUAGUCACUUCAAUACGAGACGGGAGAAGGGAGCAGCUCCACACCCGCUCUCAAUUCCGCAGGCUACAGCCUGGGGCAGUGACGAGUACAUUUUGCACGAUGGAUUGGACGGCAAGAGUGCGGAAGCCAAGGAUGGAGACUGUACCGAGUCUGUUCGAUCGCACUUCAGAGUGGGGAGCUGAAUGAUGCAGCACGGACAGUACUUAUGUAGACGAAAGACUACCUAUGUCAGUCAGCAAUAACGCUCAUCCACCGAAUUGAAUGCUGACAUUUUGGGUCACAUCUGG
Messenger RNA from Verticillium dahliae VdLs.17, 1203 nucleotides. RefSeq lists its product as uncharacterized. The record is from RefSeq and is a predicted model, not a curated record. The transcript is spliced from 6 exons. Lineage: Eukaryota; Fungi; Ascomycota; Sordariomycetes; Glomerellales; Plectosphaerellaceae. Bases 1 to 1098 code for a protein of 365 amino acids.